CACAUUAGCACACCACAACAUGGCCACCAAGUCCCGGCGCCCCGUAGCGCUCGCUACCCCAAUGCCAGCAGUGACGCCGAAGCGCAAGGCGCACACUGGUGCGAGCAAGCAGGCGCUUCUGGACAACUUUGAUCUCGAGGUGUCCCACCGUACAAGCGACAUGCGUAACCAGCUCGACUCGGCGCUGGGCGGCUUCCUCGCCUUGGUCGACGCCGAGAUCUUCAAGAUCCCCCGUGCGAUGCGCUCCAUGACGCUCGGCGAGCUCGAAGUCAUCUGGCGAGGCAACUUUGCCGAGACGAGCCGCGCGAUGGCCGAGCAGAAGUUUGAGCGCGCACACCCGGACAAGGACCACGCCGAGGUCGUCGCUGCCGCAGUGGAGGGAAAGCGCAAGCGCGAGGCGCAGUCGCCGCAUGAGAACUCGCGCAAGAGUGCCCGCACAAAACCCUUACCCGCCCUCCCUGGUACGCCGGCCGGCAAGCGUGUGACCAAGAGCAAGCGCAAGCUGCCUGCCGCGUCGCCGCUCCCCAAGUCGACGAGCAUGAGCACCAUUCCCCAGGACUACGAGUUCAACCCGCUCCUUCCCAAGACGCCCAAGUUCCCGCGCGCGCCAAAGCGCAACGAGUCGUUCUUCUCGCAGAACGGCUCGCCAGUUGACUUAAACGGCAUCGUGGCGCUCGACGACGUGUCGAAUGCGAGCGUUGGCAGCGACGACGACGACGACGAUGAAGACGACGACGACGAGCUGCCCGACCCGGAGAAGAUGGAGCGCCGCGCCCUCGCCGCGUCAUUACGCCACGCGUCGCCGCGCAGCAAGGCGUCCAGCUCGGCCGCGGCGCGCUCGCGCCCCAAGCGCGCCCCGAGCCUCAUCUUCCGCCAGAGCCUCGGCGCGCCGGCGCAGCAGCAGUCAGCCGACGAGGAGCGCCACGCCGAGAUCCCCCUAAGCGACGGCCGCACAAUCACGUUCAACCCCCUCAACUUGACCCCCGGCCGUAUCGACGACGAGCUCGCCUACGGCGGUCUCGGGGCCGCCGAGAAGAAGCGCGUCAAGAACCGCGUCCAGGAGGAGGUCGUCCGCGCCCUCACUGAGCGCAUGGAGCGCUGGAAGGCGAUUGCCUAG
Molecule: messenger RNA, 1117 nt
Organism: Vanrija pseudolonga
Lineage: Eukaryota; Fungi; Basidiomycota; Tremellomycetes; Trichosporonales; Trichosporonaceae
Exons: 5
Coding region: 20-1117 (365 amino acids)
Biological process (GO): mitotic sister chromatid segregation
Cellular component (GO): chromosome passenger complex; chromosome, centromeric region; spindle midzone
Source: RefSeq, a predicted model, not a curated record